CGUCCAGUGAGCCCUAGGAACAAGAUAUGGCUCAGAUCAAAGGCCUUAAUGCUCAUGACCGUCCUCCGGAGUCCAUCCGUCAGCGCUACAAGAAAUAUCAGAAAACCCCUCUAGCGGAAAUUGACCACGACUCUAGCAUACUUGAUCUCCAGGCCUUGGACCCGGACAGCCUUCCGGAUGGUAUCUCUGUUUCGGAAUGGAGGUCCAGCGAGGACUUUCGACUGGCAUUUGACCAGUUCGUCAAAGGGGACGGCAGCAUAUGGCAGCACAGAGGUCCUCUACUUGAAAAUAUUCCCGUCUUUACUCAUCGAUCCGUCUCUGGCUUGCUAAUGAUCCCGUCAAUGUUUCCCCCCACCGUCCAGAUCGAGCUGCUGUCUCGUCUAUUCCACCGGGACCUGUCAAACAACGAACACCAGACAAAUGUUCAUCUGCAUUACGAUGUUACCUAUCCCGAUCAGGCAAAAAACAUUGAGACUCCAGAUGGACCCGCUUCUUCAAGCUUAGGCCAAACUCGGAAUCAAUUCCCAUCUUUUUUUGCGGAUGAUCCAACGAGGACCAUCCACCCCAACGAUCCAGGAACGCAUAAGCCGAUCACGGUACAGAACUUGUUAGAGAAAAAGCUCCGCUGGGUCACACUGGGUGGCCAAUAUGAUUGGACUGCCAAAGUAUACCCAGACGGCCCUCCCCCUCCAUUCCCGAAUGAUGUUGCGGAGCUCUUGCGCGCAGCCUUCCCAGAGACGGAAGCACAAGCUGCAAUCCUGAACGUUUAUUCUGCCGGGGACACAUUGAGUGCCCAUCGCGAUGUCAGCGAGGAGUGUGAUGUGGGCUUGAUCAGCGUUAGUUUCGGUUGCGAUGGAUUGUUCAUGAUUAGCCACGACGAUGGCAUUGGCUGUGAAAUUAUUCGUCUUCGAUCAGGUGAUGCCGUGUACAUGAAUGGUUCAUCGCGAUUUGCAUGGCAUGGGGUGCCGAAGAUCUUACCAAAUACAUGUCCGAGUUGGCUGGCAGACUGGCCAUCGCUAUCUCACGACAACACAGACGCAUCACAGUAUGCGCUUUGGAAGGGCUGGAUGUCCGGGAAGAGAAUCAACUUGAACGUCCGACAAAUGAUGAAUUCUAUGCUACAUGAGGCGCUUGUCACUGGCCAUUGAGCUAGUGUGGUGAUGAAAGGCCUUCAGAGUACGGCAUCAAGUGCCCUCAUCUUAUUCCCGCCCUUCUAGGCGUCGGUUGUCCAACAACUGGGGGACGGGACCUACGAUAUUGACGAAUAUUCCAUACAUAGAAUUUGCUUUCGGGUUGUGAUCUCGUUAGCAGCAAGUAUCCUUUCUCGAGCAUUCUUUGGUUGUUUAUAUAGAUAUUUGAUCUGUACAUACCUACAUAUGGGGUUUAAAAAAAAAGCAAUAUGUUCCGUUGAUUGGAAAUUCC
Molecule: messenger RNA, 1422 nt
Organism: Aspergillus glaucus CBS 516.65
Lineage: Eukaryota; Fungi; Ascomycota; Eurotiomycetes; Eurotiales; Aspergillaceae
Gene: alkB
Product: oxidoreductase, 2OG-Fe(II) oxygenase family
Exons: 2
Coding region: 27-1148 (373 amino acids)
Cellular component (GO): cytoplasm; nucleus
Source: RefSeq, a predicted model, not a curated record